Messenger RNA from Paramecium pentaurelia, 1125 nucleotides. Lineage: Eukaryota; Ciliophora; Oligohymenophorea; Peniculida; Parameciidae. The record is from the annotation of a GenBank genome assembly.
AUGAAAAUUAUUAUAUAGUUUGAUGAUUAAUAUUUCUUAUCUGAUUAAGAAGAUGAUACAUUUUUAUGGAUAAUAUUCACUUUGAAUUUCAUCUUGUUACUCUUUACAUAUAUAACAUAUCAUGUCAAAUUCAAUUAUUUUAAAGCUACUUAAUUGAUUCCACUGAACCUUAAUUUUCACAAAAGUGAUAUUUUUAACCCUUUUUUAUUAGAGUUUUUGAUAUAUUUACCAAUACCUAAUGUAUUCACAAAAAGUAUAUUAAAUCUUAAUUUAGAUAUACAAUAUGAAUUCACAUUAUAUAGAGUUGAUGGUGUAUUUUACUUCUAUUUGAAUGAAUUACUAUUUUUAUGGACAUGUUUAAGAAGUGUGAAUUUAUUAUUUAUCCUUUUGAGAAUGAGUCAUUUAUAUAAUAGUUAAGUACAUAGAUUGUCAUUAUAUUUUGGUUUCAAAGUUAAAUGGAGUUUCACAUUCAAAUUUUUAGUAGAUCAAGAACCAGUGUUAGUAAUUUCUACUAUUUUUACAAUAUAAGUUUGUUAUCUUACAUUGGCAUUAUGGAUAGUAGAACGUCCAUAUAUGAGAGAAGAGAAUUCAAAUACAAUGUAAUUAUUGAAACACUCAUUUUAUGAGACCAUCUUGGCAUUAAUAAGAUAUUCUUAUGAAGAAUAUGAACCAUAUACUGUUUAUGGUAAAAUUGUAUUAUCAUUCACAUAAUAUUCUGGUUUUGCCACAACAUCAUUGUUAAUUGCUGCAAUAGCAAAACGAUUCUAUAUGGUUUCUAAUCAAUUUAAUGCUUAUGUCUUACUUGCUAGAUUGUAAGUAUCUCAUGAUAUGCUUAUUAUAACUUAAGCAAUUGGUGAAUAAUUUUAUUAUUUAACAAAAUAUCCAAUCAAUCCAUUUUCAAAUAGAAGAGCUAAAUUAUGUUUAGAGAAUUUGAAAUAAUUCUUUAAAAAAAGAAGAAAUUAUUAAAAUACAGUUGCUGAAAUGACUGAUCAAUUAUUCAAUAGAAAGAUGAAGGAUUUAAAAUGGAUAAUGUAAGAGUAUCAAGAAAUCUGUUAACUAAUAAGAGAAUAAUAGAAAGAAAUUAUUUAAUGUUAUUCUGAUUAAUAAUAAUUAUUUUUAUUAUGA